Molecule: messenger RNA, 4444 nt
Organism: Etheostoma cragini (Arkansas darter)
Lineage: Eukaryota; Metazoa; Chordata; Actinopteri; Perciformes; Percidae
Gene: fbln2
Product: fibulin 2
Exons: 18
Coding region: 367-4392 (1341 amino acids)
Cellular component (GO): extracellular region
Molecular function (GO): calcium ion binding
Source: RefSeq, a predicted model, not a curated record
GUUAUUUUUCAAUGUCUGUCCAACCGUCAGAUAAAAGUCCCCGUUCAUACCUGCUGCUGUGCCGUGUGGGCCGGCCCAGCCAGCCAGCAGAGCCUGCUCUUCAUUACAUCUCCUUUGUCCCUCCCCCUCCGCCUCCGCCUCCCCCUCCGCCUGCCUGCCCGCUCCCAGCAGCGCUGCGACGGUCAAAGGAUUCACACUUGCGGCGCUCAGACGACCGGCAGCCGGCGGCUCCUGGCCCAUCAGUCCGUACACGACAAGAGUAGUGAUGGUUCACAUGGGCAGAAUGCGCCAGAAUCCUUGAAGAUAAACUAAAGGCUGCAGAGAAUACCUGAUCAUCCUUUGAUUGCUGUACGUACAACUGGUGCCAUGGUUGCGCUAGAAGCUAAGGUUACACUGCUGAGGUGUACUUUUCUCUUUCUCUACUUGAGUGUGUGCUUUUGCCAGCGUGACUGCACCGGCGUGGACUGCCCACAGCUGGACAACUGCAUCCAAGAAGUGCUGGAGAGUGGCAGCUGUUGCGCUUCAUGUCUGCAAAAAGGAUGCACAUGUGAGGGGUACCAGUACUAUGAUUGCCUCAAUUCUGGAUUCAAGAAUGGCAAGGUGGGCGAGGGAGAGUCUUACUUUGUUGACUAUGGCAGCACAGAAUGCUCCUGCCCCGUGGGAGGGGGCCGGAUCAGCUGCAACUUCAUCAGCUGUCCGGAUAUGCCGCCGAACUGCAUCGAGGUUUCAGAGCCUGCGGACGGUUGCAUGCAGUGCGAACGCGUUGGAUGCGUCCAUGGCGAGCAAAAGUAUGAGGCCGGACACUCCUUUCAUGUUGAUCCCUGCCGGGUGUGCCACUGCCCCAACGAAGGAGGGAAUCUAAUGUGCUACCCUGUGCCAGAUUGUGACCCGCAAAAGGUCCAUAAACCAAUUUUGGCUGCACCAACAGGGGAGGACGCGGGCAGCAGGGGCAAAAGUUACCCCGACAGGUUCAACCUACAUGGUUCAAUGGAUCAAUUCUCCACACCACAUCACAUACCUCCUAUUGGGAAUCUUCCUCUCUUCAAAUCGCCGCCUUUGGACAAGGAAGAUCCAGAAGAUUAUGAUUACGGUCCUACAGUCUUUUCAGAGACCUACCCUCAAUCUCUGGUCUUCCCCACCAAGUUGUCCUUAUUUAAUAAGAUCAUCUCUUUGUCCCCAGAAUUGGACAGACCGGACCUUCAGAGCUUUGACAGGCAAAGCAAGCUGGAGCUGAGAGAGCAAUAUGGAGUUCAUGACCACUCGUCAGACAAAGAGGAAAUAACAGAAAGUCCCCUGAAACAACAGCACAGUACCAUCAGGCCACAUUUGCACAAGGAUGCCACUAUUUCUUGGCAGCCAACACAGGCUCCAACAAGUACGCAAAGUGUCUCAUUCAGUGAUCUGACAACACAGAAAGAUUUGGAGAAGUCGUUGCAUGCACUGAAAAGUUCAGAUAGGAUCAUAUUUCCACAUAUGAGUCCUGAGAGUGGAGAUCAUCAUCAGAGAAGCUCUGGGACUAAGACAAGUCACCAAAAUGCAUCGGAUAGUGUGACACCCAGUGGUUCAAAGAGUUGGAUUAGUCAUCCAGUGAGAGGUACAGACAUUCAAACCAAUCAGCAGAGACGAUCAGAAAAAGGGGAUUUCCAGCUGAACAUACUGAAAAGCCCAGAGGGCUCUAUCCAUUCCGAGGCAACUUCAAAUGGCCACACAGUAUCACAGGGGACGGUCUCACAGGGCAGUGAGGAAGGGAUGGAUGAAGAAGAGAUUAUAGAGGAGGAGGAUGAAGAAAUAGUGACAUUUCAAAGUGUCACUGAGCAUGAAAGAAGUGAUGUUCCCUACAAGAUAAAGUUAGAGUUAGCACAACAGUCAGAGAGCAGCAAUCCAACCAGCAGCUAUGAAAAGAGCACACUCCAGCCCAGCACCAGCUCCCUCAGGAGGCCUGAGUACCUGACAACCCCCAUGGUCCAUUAUAUAAGCACUACCCAGUCGCCAGUAAGGGUCGAGCUGAAUGAGACUGAGCCCAGCAGAAAGCCAGGUCAGAGGCGGGUUAACCUUCACAGUGAAGACCAGGAAGAGGUGACGGAGAAAGAGGAGGAGGAGAGGAAAGUGCGGCCUGGUUUGCUUGUCAACCCUGAUGGAGGUCCAGGUGUUUCUCCUGAAGACCUGCUGCAGAGCUGCUGUGCUGCUGGCCAGAAAUGGGCCACAGAAAACCACCACUGCAACCACAUGCCACUGCUGAACAAUGACAAAAAUUCCAUAUGCAGUGUUGCAGAGAAGCAAUGCUGUCUCAGCUUUAUAAAGGAGAGCCAGUGUGAAUCAGGCAUGACUGCCGCCAGAGGAGGGGACACCUGUGAAGGGGAGGAGAACCAGUGCACAGAUGACUCCUACCAGGUGUGCUGCAGCUGCUGUUCCCUGGGCUUACGGGCGCAUAGUGAAGGAUGGGGUUGUGAUGCCCACCAGUACCUGGGAUACCCGUGUGGACACGUCUUCCUCACCUGCUGCCAGAAGGAGGACAGUCAAAGCCAGAUCCCGCUGAGAAGAAAGCAGAAGCCCAGACCAACUUCUAUGCCAAGAAAAGUCUCCGACAGCAGGUUUCCCAACGAGGCCUUCUCCAUCAGCGCCACAGAAGAAGCUGCCAACACAGUGGAGGAGCAGGGGGAUGUGGAUGAGUGUCAGCUCUACCCGGGCCAACUGUGCCAGCACACAUGCACCAACAUCUGGGGCUCCUACCGCUGUGGCUGCAACCAGGGCUACAUUCUGCAACAGGACGGAAGCUCCUGUGCACCAGUGAGUCAGGACGGAGACAACAGAGUCCGAGAGUACAGUCCUGCUACCACCACACCCAGCGCAACCACCACCAGCCCUGUCCGCCUCAAUCCAUGUGCAGAAAACAGUCCUUGCAGUCAGCAGUGUACCGUGGUGGCCGGCCGGCCUCGCUGCUCCUGCUUCCCAGGGUUUUCGCUGAUGACAGAUGGACACAUGUGUGAAGAUGUGGAUGAGUGUGCAACCAACACCCAUAGCUGUCGGCCCAGCGAGCAGUGUGUGAACACGGUGGGUUCGUUUAUAUGCGAGCUGCAGGUCCCUUGUCCUGCCGGCUUCCAGCUGAGGAACAGUGUGUGCAAGGACAUUGAUGAAUGUGUUCGGCAAACCCAUAACUGUGGUAUGGGCUUUGUGUGUGAGAACACAGCGGGCUCUUUCCUGUGUAAUCCCAAACACAAGUGCAUCAGCGGCUUCACACAGGACUCCCAUGGCAACUGUAUCGACAUAAAUGAGUGCAGCAGUCUUGGUGAGCCGUGCGGGUCGGGCUAUAAUUGCAUCAACACCGUGGGCUCCUACACCUGCCAGCAGAAGAUCAUAAUGUGCAACCCCGGCUACCACGUCAGCCCUGAUGGAGCCACGUGUGUCGACAUUGAUGAGUGUCAGAUGGGGACACACCGCUGUGGAGUGGGCCAGAUCUGUCACAACCUCCCUGGCAGCUACCGCUGUGACUGUCAGACGGGCUACCAGUAUGACGCCCUCCGCAAAGUCUGCAGCGAUGUAAAUGAGUGCUGGCGCUAUCCUGGCAGGCUGUGUGCCCAGACCUGUGAAAACACCCCAGGCUCCUACUACUGCUCAUGCACAGCCGGCUUCUCCCUAGCAUUUGAUGGCAAGAACUGUGAAGAUGUAAACGAAUGUGACAAAAACCCGUGUGGCCAGGAGUGCGCCAACAUCUACAGCUCAUACCAAUGCUACUGUCGCCAAGGAUACUACCUGAAAGAGGACGGACACACCUGUGAAGAUAUUGAUGAGUGCUCCCAGAGCAUUGGGAACCUUUGUACCUUCAAGUGCGUGAAUGUUGAUGGCAGCUACCAGUGUGCCUGUCCUGCUAAUGGAUACGUCAUGUCGGCCAAUGGACGCACCUGCAAAGAUAUUGAUGAGUGCUCAACUGGCUCCCACAACUGUUCAUAUGGACAGACCUGCUAUAACCUCCAGGGAGGCUUCAGGUGUCUCUCUUUCGCCUGCCCUCACAACUACAAGAAGGUGUCCGAUACACGAUGUGAGAGGGUCAGCUGUCCCAGCAACUCCUUAGACUGUCAGAACUCCCCUCUACGCAUCACGUACUACCAGCUCAGCUUCCAGACAAACAUCAUCAUUCCUGCCCAGAUUUUCCGGAUCGGACCAUCCCCCGCCUACUCGGGCGACCAUAUUCUCAUCGGCAUUAUCAAAGGCAACGAGGAGGGUUACUUCAGCACCAGAAAGCUGAACAGCUUCACCGGGGCUGUGUACCUGCAAAGACAGGUACGCCAGCCCAAAGACUUCCUGAUAGAUGUGGAGAUGAAGCUGCUGAGGCAGGGGACGUUCACCUCGUUCCUCGCCAGGAUCUAUGUCUUCAUCACAUCCAGUGCUGUGUAAUACCCAGGCCAAACAGACAGAGAGAGAGAGAGAGAGAGAGAGAGAGAGAGAU